Molecule: messenger RNA, 618 nt
Organism: Pichia membranifaciens NRRL Y-2026
Lineage: Eukaryota; Fungi; Ascomycota; Pichiomycetes; Pichiales; Pichiaceae
Exons: 2
Coding region: 46-318 (90 amino acids)
Source: RefSeq, a predicted model, not a curated record
CGUUGAGCUCAUUAGAUACAAUCAUUACACAAAAGUUACACAGCGAUGACAUCUUUCAACCAGUUGAUGGGUCUUUACCGCUCAUAUGACGAGUUCCAUCCUGAAUUUACCGCAAACAUAAGCGGCGGUUUACUUAUUCUCAUAUCUCUGAUCAGUAUCUUGAUUCUAAUGAUUACCCUAGCCUAUAACGCCAAAACUUCCUCGAUCAAAGGGUCCAUCGUUAAUUUCAUAACAUAUACCUUGCUCGCAGCUGUGGCCGCACUGACAAUAAGUUUCUCAGUAUUAUUUGUCGCCUCACACCUUGGAGUCUACACUUGAUUGACGCCAUUCGGUCCACUAUAACUACCUGUAUAAUACAGCUUUUCUUCUGAUUUAUAAAGCGGUAUAUAGAACAAAAGGAAUAUAAACAAAAAAGUACUAUCGUAUUAGCUUCUCGAACUCAGCGUCCAAAAAGGCCAAAAAAACCACCUUUCUUUCUAUCAAUUGAAUCGUCUGAUACACUAUCUCUCAUUGGUUCGUCAGUGCUCUUUUUCAAAAUGUUUCUUUCCCCGGCCCCUUCGUACUUGAUGUAGUUGUAACCAAUAUCAAACAAAACAGGCUUCACAUUUACAGGCUCAA